AUGUCGGAUCUAACAAUAGAAAACAUUAAAUCGCUGCUUUCUGAACAAACUAGCGAUCUUAAGAAAGAGAUUAACGCUAAUACUGCAGACAUAAACCAGAAACUUAAGAAAACUGAAGAAAAGAUUAGUGAAUUGGACAGAAAAUGUAUUUUUCUAGAACGUAAACUCAGGAAGAAUAACAUCAUAAUUUUUGGAUUACUAGCUGAUGAAACCGAUCUUGCUAACAAAACAUUGUCCAGCAUUAAUGAACUGGUUGGUACAAGUUUUUCGUUGGCUGAUAUAAACAAUAUUUACCAAAUUGGAAAAGGUCCACAAAAACCGAUAGUUGUCGAAUUCGUAUCGUUUCUGAAGAAGCUAGAAACCUUCAAAAAUCUGGAUAAAUUGAAAGCCCUCAGAGAGAAAAAGAUCUCAAUCUCUAAUGAUUACUGCGAGGAAGACAGAAGACAACAACAAAUUCUUCGAAAGCACCUUAAAGCUGCUCGCGAAAAUAACGUACCUGCAAAAAUCAAGGGGUUCAAACUGGAAAUAGAAAAUAAUCUCUAUACAGCCAGUGAGUUAGAGAACUCAGGUGAAGACUACGACACGUUAGAAGAAAGUGAUUGUGAAUCUUCAGCUACGGAGAAAGAAACUGAGAAAACAGUAAAGCAGCCUAAAGUAGGGGGGACCAAAACAAAGGGGAGGGGAAAUCAUAAGAAAGUAUUGGAGAAUCGGUCAACUUCGAAUGGGAACAGUAGUAAGAGGAAGACAGAAACCCCAAGCCCUGAGCAAAAAAAUUUUCCAGCACGACGCCUUAGGAAAAAACUGAAAAAAAAUUAA
Molecule: messenger RNA, 816 nt
Organism: Ceutorhynchus assimilis (cabbage seed weevil)
Lineage: Eukaryota; Metazoa; Arthropoda; Insecta; Coleoptera; Curculionidae
Source: the annotation of a GenBank genome assembly